AUGUCAAUACCAGCUGAAGAUAAGGCAACCGAACAAAGAUUUGAGAACGUCGAAGUAGAUAAAUUAACUGAAUAUUUCAAUGAUUUAGAAGAAGUAAAGGACCUCUGUGAUGAUUACAUCGAGUGCUUCAAGAAAGAACACAGAAUUCCGCCAGAGUCAGAUAAAUACGAAUUAUUGAUGGAGCUAGAAGCAGAGUUAAUAGUCAGAUUAAACGAUAUAACUGAACAAAUAAGACAUAACUAUGUAGAGAUAUUUAAUGCUUAUGAAGAAAGAGCUUUAGAAAGAGUAAAAAGACAGAGAUUAGAAUUAUUGAGAGAAGAGUCCAAGAAACCAAAGAUGUCUAAAGAAGUAAAUUAA
Messenger RNA from Entamoeba dispar SAW760, 357 nucleotides. RefSeq lists its product as uncharacterized. Bases 1 to 357 code for a protein of 118 amino acids. The record is from RefSeq and is a predicted model, not a curated record. The transcript has a single exon. NCBI's taxonomy places the organism in Eukaryota, Evosea, Mastigamoebida, Endamoebidae.